CUGUACAGCACCAGUACGUAACCAAGAGCUUCCACGACAGUAUCAUGCGCCCAUGAAACCACCACGCUGCGCAGGCUGCUCGUUAUUUCCUGGGGUCAUCUCCAGCAUUCAUGGUUAAGCCCUCGUAACGCAAGCCAGCAACUUGUUGAGGCCGGCACAUGGUCGCGAUGCUCUCCGCAUUUACAGCUCGGCCUAUUGUCGAGCUGAAGCAAAGAGACAAAUCCAAGAUCGAGUCCAUAUCAGCAUAUGGUGUGUGCCAUGUGUAAUAGCAUCAAAAAUGUGAGGCUAAUGUUGUGCAGGCGACCGUCUUCUGGUUGGACUGAACACCGGGAGCCUUCGAAUAUAUCGUGUCAAUCAGUUACCAAAGGACGAGGAUAGGGAAAAUGGAGCUGCAAAUGCAGAUGGAAGCGCCGACUCUCUCCCCUCUCCCAGGUCUGCCCCGAAACCGGUAGAUCUUCUGCGAGAGAUAGAGAAGUUUUCGACGAGAAGCAUUGAACAACUGGCGCAGAUCAAAGAGGCUAACACCCUCAUUUCCCUGUCGAAUUACUAUGUCUCUUUACAUGAUUUACAGUCCUAUACCCUGCAAGAGCAGUUGACGAAAACGAAAAAUGCCACUACAUUUGCCGUCACUUCGAAUAUUGUAAAAGAUUCUGCCAGUGGGAUACCGGAAAUUAUAUCCAGACUUGCGGUAGCGGUCAAGCGGAGGUUAUUACUAUGGUCGUGGCACCAGUCAGAGUUUGAAACAGAUGUUGUUGAGAUUACACUGGCCGAAUCGAUACGGACCCUCACUUGGACUUCGGCGACGAAAAUAAUAUGUGGUAUGAAUUCUGGCUAUGUGAUAGUCGAUGUUCUCACUCAGGAAGUGGAAGAUAUUGUUGGUCCCGGGGCUAUCGGUGGUGCUGCCGGCCCACAGGGAGGGCGGUUUGGAGGUGUUGGGUCUGCAAGUAUGGGGUAUAUGGGUUUGGGUGGAUAUAUUCCAAAGCCCCUAGCCGCAAAGCUUGCUGAUGGCGAGAUGCUCCUCACCAAGGACAUAAAUUCUCUGUUCAUUACCUCAGAAGGCAAACCUGAACCAAAAAGACAAAUACCGUGGCAAUCCGCCCCUGAAGGUAUAGGGUAUUCAUAUCCCUACAUCUUAGCACUACAGUCGCCCUCCAAGGGAGCAUUGGAAGUCAGAAAUCCAGAUACAUUGUCAUUGUUGCAGACCAUCACGCUUCCCAAUGCUAGCCAACUACACUUUCCUCCACCAAAUAUUAGCCUGCCACAUCAAGCCAAGGGGUUCCAUGUCUCUAGCGAUAGAUGUAUUUGGCAGAUGGGAUCUACUGGCUAUGAUUCUCAGGCGGAUGAACUUGUGGCACACGGACUCUAUGAUGAGGCCAUAAGCGUCCUUAAUAUGCUGGAAGAUGCUCUUGUACAAAACAAGGGAGAAAGACUGAGGGAAAUUAAAAUGCAAAAGGCACAAGUCCUCUUUGAUCGUAGGAAAUAUCAAGAUGCUAUGGAUAUAUUUCUUGCCGAUGAUGUCCAAGCUCCACCUGAGAGAGUCAUCAGGCUUUACCCACCAGUUAUUGCAGGCGAUUUAUCAUCGCCAGAAGAACACCAUACCGAAAACGAAGCGAGUGGUGAGGAUGGAAGUGACGAAGCUAACGGAGAGUCUUCUCAAGGAGAGGACAAACUCGAUGCGGUGGGCUCACCAAAGCCUGCUGCUAUUAGCAAAUUUCUCAAAUCCCAUAAUCACAAGACAGGUUCCGAUACAUCCUCAAUACGCUCGUUCGUCAGGCUAGAUGGUGCUAAUGGAAGCGAUGCUGGGGGCAGACACACAGAGGAUGGACCUUUGGAAGGAAAGGAUCUUGAGAAAGCAGCUCUUGAACUCAACCAUUUUCUGGUCCAAGCGAGAACCAGGAUGAAGAAAUGGAUCGACGCCGAAACAGGUAAAAUAUUACCUCGCGACACUACAAAUGGCCAGAAUGGAGCAACACAACCUGCGUUUGAAUCAUUUCUUGUCGCCCCAGCAUCAGAUGCUGAGAAGGAUCGAGAACAGAAGCUGCGGGAAACGGCAAAGCUUAUCGACACUACACUAUUUCGUUCAUACAUGUUGGCUCGCCCACAGUUAGCUGGAUCACUCUUUCGUAUUCCAAAUUUCUGUGAUCCUGAUGUGAUUAAUGAAAAACUCUUGGAGACUGGAAGAUACAACGAUCUCGUGGAUUUCUUCCACGGCAAGAAACUUCAUCGACCGGCCUUGGAACUACUCAAAAAGUUUGGUAUGGAUGAGAAAGACAAGGAUUCUCCUUUGCAUGGUCCUCGAAGAACGAUUGGGUACUUGCAGAACCUUCCUCCGGAAAUGAUUGAUCUCAUUCUUGAAUUCGCCGAAUGGCCACUAAGAGCAGAUCCAGGACUUUCAAUGGAGGUUUUCCUCGGAGAUACAGAGAAUGCGGAAAGUCUGCCCAGGGAUCGAGUUGUCAAGUUUCUAGAGGGGGUGGAUACUGCUCUGGCUGUCAAAUACUUGGAGCAUAUCAUAACAGAAUUGAAUGAUCUGACGCCUGAGUAUCACAAUCAAUUAGUUUCGGCUUACUUGGACGAGUUGAAGGGCUUGAAGAAACGAGAUUCGGACCAUGGAAAGAACCUUAUGACCAAAAUCAUAGCGUUUUUACGAUCAAGCAGGCAAUAUUCAUUCACAAAAGCAUUUGGAAAUAUGCCCAAAGAUGGUCAGUGAAUAAACUGGAAUUUGAGAUUGCCCGUACUAACGCAUCUCUAGAUCCCGACUUUUACGAGCCACAAGCUAUCGUUUUGAGUAACAUAGGAUCACAUAAACAGGCACUCGAAAUUUACGUUUUCAAAAUGAAGAAUUUUGAGAAAGCGGAAGAGUAUGAUCUUCCUUUCUCUUCUUUCUUCCACAAUUGCUGAUAACUGCUAGGUAUUGCAACCAUGUCCAUCUUCAAUCAGAUUUGCCGUCACCGCAGCGAGCAUCGACCUCAGAACCGGAUGACCCCAUACCUUCCAUCUAUCAUACACUGCUAUCCCUCUAUUUGACACCUCCGCCACCUCAUUCCUCUAAUUGGCUGCCUGCUCUAGACCUGCUUUCUAAACAUGGUUCACGUCUCCCCGCAUCCUCGACUCUGAGCCUUAUUCCAGAAACCUUGCCUAUCGCAGAACUCGAAUCAUAUUUCAAAGGGCGCAUACGAAACGCAAAUUCGAUUGUCAACGAAUCCAGGAUAGUUGUGGGGAUGCGCAAGAGCGAGGUUGUCAAUGCGCAGGCUGGACUACUCUUAGGUGAUCGCAUACAAAACGGCAAAGGAGGACGGAGUAGAGGAGUGUUUGUUGAAAAGGAGAAGGUCUGCCGCGUCUGCCACAAGAGGUUGGGUGGAAGCGUUAUUGCGGUACUACCCGACAAUGGAGUGGUGCAUUACGGAUGUUUGAAUAGGGCGGACAAACGACCGGCGGGCAGUGGUAUGGAGGCCUUGAGAUCGGCCUCUUGGAGGUGAUGCCAAUAUAUGAAUUUCUCAUACAAAAUCUUAACAUAGC
This is a messenger RNA of Hymenoscyphus albidus, 3516 nucleotides long. The record is from the annotation of a GenBank genome assembly. Lineage: Eukaryota; Fungi; Ascomycota; Leotiomycetes; Helotiales; Helotiaceae.